AUGUUCGCCGUUCUUCUUCUAGCUCUUCUAGCCCUCGAGCCUAAUAUUGCUUCACCAGUGGUUCAUCCAAGUGUGGCUACUACUGAUUGUAAAGUCGCCGAGGAGAAAAUCCGAGAAAUUGUGAAGCAAGCUAUCGCGGUUGCACUGGAGGAAAUCAAACUGUCAGAUAUAGUUUCUGGAGAUGCUCUAGUUGAAGAAGAAGAAGUUGAUACUCAGGAUGGUGAAAAAAUCGAUCGACUCGAGUUGAGUUUCUGGAAGAAACUGAAGCACAGCAUCGAUAAAACUUUGAAGAAGAUUGAGGACGGAGUUGUUGCUGGUGUCAUUGGUACUCUUACUGGCAGUAUUGUUGGUUGA
Caenorhabditis remanei is the source of this 354-nucleotide messenger RNA. RefSeq lists its product as uncharacterized. The transcript is spliced from 2 exons. The record is from RefSeq and is a predicted model, not a curated record. The coding region runs from base 1 to 354 and encodes 117 amino acids. NCBI's taxonomy places the organism in Eukaryota, Metazoa, Nematoda, Chromadorea, Rhabditida, Rhabditidae.